Molecule: messenger RNA, 12508 nt
Organism: Diabrotica virgifera virgifera (western corn rootworm)
Lineage: Eukaryota; Metazoa; Arthropoda; Insecta; Coleoptera; Chrysomelidae
Gene: sdk
Product: protein sidekick
Exons: 27
Coding region: 391-6891 (2166 amino acids)
Biological process (GO): cell-cell adhesion
Molecular function (GO): protein binding
Source: RefSeq, a predicted model, not a curated record
AAAACUUGCAUUCGCGGACGGUUUCCGAACGGCAAUCUUCGGUGUUCGGUUCUAUACGCGUCCGCUCUCUUGGAAAUGAUCGUAAACACGAAAAAAGUCUCUCAAAGUUGAAAGUUUGACUAGUUUUUGCAGUUUUUUGAGUCAGCAUAAAAUGUGAUAUGAAAAUUUAGUGUAAUUAUGGAAGAUCUAGCGUGCUAUUACUCAGUUUUUGUGUAAAAUCCGGCUGAUCUACAGGUGUCAUUGUCAUCUAAAACUUUUAACGAAGUUUCUGAAGUGAUUGUUGUAAGAAAUAACGAGUUUAGUGAUCUACAAGUUUGUUUUCGAACGAUGAAUUUUAGUUUUGAGGUAUCUUGAAUAGUUUUUGUGAAGUUUUAAAACUGUUAUAGAAGAAUGUGUAGCAUGGGAGUCAAGCAGCGGAAGUGUCACGUUAAGGCUCUCAAAUGGUGUUUCUUCUUUCUACUGUUGCCGUUAACAAUAGCAGAGAAUCAACUGCAAGCACCCAGAUUCACGACCUCUUCUUUGAGCGGUAGCAUCAUUAGGCUAGGAACAACAAAAAUUGUGCAAUGUCAAGCAUUCGGUAACCCACCGCCACAAUUCCGAUGGAUGAAGGACGGCGUUUUCAUAACGGAACUAUCGACGGAUCCUUUUCACAAGAUUUUCUCCGCCAAACUCGAGGAUGGCGGCAGCUACAGGUGUAUAGCCGCCAACAAAAUCGGUUCGAUACUUAGCGAAGAGAUCAAAAUUAUCGUAGCGUAUAUGGGCAUUUUCGAAGAUCAAAGCGAGCGGUCGAUAACGGUUAAAGAAGGAAACGCCGCCAUUUUGGAUUUGCCGGAAAUCGACUCAACACCUCCACCGGAAGUUACGUGGCAAACGGACGAAGGAAUUACUCCUUAUGGACAAAAAUACGCUUAUUCGAACAACAAACAGUUGAUUAUUUUAUCGACAGAGCCCGCAGAUCAAAAAGCAUACAGGGCACGUGCAAUAAAUUCCCAAGAGGGCAAAGAAGAAAACAGCGCCUACAUAAGACUGACAGUCGAAGAAACGCACGAUACCAAAGAAAUCGCUCCCGAGAUCAUCGUAGGCCCUCGGGACUUAAAAAUCGUCAAAGGUACCCCCCAAUCAUCCAUCGACUGCAUAGCUAACGCCAGACCUCUCUACGAACUCGAAACGCUGUGGUCGAAAGAUGGUAUUCCCAUCGAGAGUACCGGUAUCCUCCACUCUUUCAACGACAUCUGGAAUCGAACUUUGAUACUAACCUCAGUGAACACCACCUACUCCGGCCAGUACGAGUGUCAAGUUAACCUGAGGUCGGGGGGAUUCCCCACUGCUGUUGCGUCGGCGCAAAUUGAGGUGCUAGAGAAACCGAGAUUUCUGAAUGUUGCCAAGCCGGAAACACUGGGUGAAUAUGCAUCGUCGCUCAGUUUGCCGUGUGACGUUUUGGGGAUUCCCAAGCCGAACGUCACUUGGUACAGAAAUUCUGAAGAACUUGACCUAAGUGACAAAAGAUAUGAAGUACAGGAAGACAAUUCGUUAUUGAUCAAGAAACUCUUGAUCAGCGACAACGGAAUGUACCAAUGUUUUGCCAGAAACGAAGCGGGGGAGAGCUCUUUGUCGAGCUGGCUCAAAGUUAAAACAUCCCAACCAAUUAUGGAGUUCGGUCCUACCAACAUGACUGUGCUUGAUGGAAAAGACGCUACCUUGACUUGUAGAGCUGUUGGAGCACCUAUUCCAAACACCACGUGGGUGCAUAAUGGUGAAAAAGAAGUGGCGACGUCCAGCAGAGUGCAGAUCUUGGACACGGGGGAUCUGCUCAUCGCCGCUGUCAAGGAGAUCGAUGCUGGCCAGUACACGUGUAUUAGAAGCAACGAGGCUGGAGAAGUCAGAGGAUCUGCCUAUCUGCAGGUUUUGGUUCGGACACAAAUUGUCCAACCACCAGUUGAUACCAGAGUACUUUUGGGACAAACUGCUACCUUGCAGUGCAAAAUAUCUUCGGAUCCGACUGUUCCAUAUCAGUUAGAUUGGUUUCGUGAUAAACAAUUAAUAAGCCCUCGAGGAUCCCAAAGAAUCAGGAUACUCAGUGACGGAACGUUAGAAAUCGAAGCUGUCAGGGCAUCUGAUGUAGGCUUCUACACCUGCUCAGUCCUCUCCCCUGGUGGCAACGAAACAAGAUCAGCAAAAUUGUCAGUCAUCGAGCUACCCUUCUCCCCAUCGAGUGUUAAAGCCGAAAGAGUAGAUAACGGAUCACAAAGAGCGGUAAACGUAAGUUGGACACCAGGUUUUGACGGCAAUAGCCCAAUAAAGAAGUAUAUUGUGCAAAAAAGAGAGAUACCAGAGCUCGGACCGAUUCCAGAUCCGCUGCUCAACUGGGUAACGGAGCUCAGUAACGUCUCAGCCGCUCAGAAAUGGGUGCUGUUGACGAAUCUCAAGGCUGCUGCAGUGUACCAGUUCAGGGUCAGCGCUGUUAACAGCGUUGGGGAAGGGCCGCCGUCUGAUCCCAGUAACCAGGUUAUGUUGCCGCAAGAAGCUCCUUCCGGUCCGCCCGUCGGCUUCGUGGGGUCGGCCAGGAGCUCUUCGGAGAUAAUAACCCAGUGGCAGCCGCCGUUGGAAGAACACCGCAACGGGCAAAUUCUUGGAUAUAUCAUACGGUAUAGGCUGUACGGGUACAAGGAAAGUCCUUGGACUAUCAGGAAUAUUACGAACGAGGCCCAGCGAAACUAUCUCAUAACUGAUUUAAUAACCUGGAAAGACUACGUAGUACAAAUCGCAGCUUACAACAACAAAGGAGUUGGAGUGUUCACAGACGGAGCCAAAAUCAAAACCAAAGAAGGAGUACCUGAAGCGCCCCCUAUAAUAAAGAAAGUCAAACCUUUGAAUUCGACGUCUAUACAAAUAUGGUGGACACCUCCGGAUCCACAAAAGAUCAACGGCAUAAACCAGGGCUACAAAAUCCAGUCGUGGCAAUGGCAUCCAACGAGAGGCAACAUCGAAACAAACAUGAUGACUGUACAUCCGAAUCUUCUAGAUCCUUAUGCCGAACAGACAGCUGUGAUGACUCACCUCGAAAAGUUCAAAGCUUACAAUAUCACUGUGCUUUGUUUCACUGAUCCUGGUGAUGGACAGAUGAGCGAGAUGCAUCACGUAAAAACCAAAGAGGACGUUCCAAAUGAAGUUUCCAACUUACAAUUCGACGAGAUCAGCGACAGAGCCGUCAAAGUGCUGUGGAAACCCCCUAAAAAGAUCAACGGCAUUCUAAAAGGUUACCAGCUAACAUACCAAAUAAAAGACGAACCUAGCACAAUUCGUGUCAAAAAUUUGACAGCUGACACUUUGAGCAUAAAGGUCAAUGACCUCCAAGCGACUACACAUUAUCGUUUCGAAGUAACCGCUUGGACGGCCGUUGGACCAGGUCCAUCUAAGAUAGCGAUCAUUCAGUCUGGUGUGGAGCCUGUGCUGCCUCAUCCACCUUCCAAGCUAGCUUUGUCCAACAUCGAAGCAUUUUCUGUAGUUUUACAGUUUACUCCAGGUUUCGAUGGGAAUUCUUCAAUCACGAAAUGGACCGUAGAAGCCCAAACUUCAAGGAAUACUUCUUGGUUUGUUGUCUACGAAAUUUCUGAUCCGGAUGCUACUACCAUCGCUGUAACUGGUCUUGUACCUUUUACAGUUUAUAAAUUAAGACUGAUCGCUAAUAAUGUUGUCGGUGCUUCCGUACCAAGUGAGUCUACUAAGGAAUUUCAAACUAUUCAGGCUCCACCAGCAUUUCCUCCGAGGAAUGUCACAGUUAGAGCUAUGAGUGCCACAGAAUUGAGAGUUCGAUGGAUCCCUCUACAGCAAAUAGAAUGGUUUGGAAAUCCAAGAGGUUACAACAUUACAUAUACAGAAAUCCGUACUGGAUUUGCUCACAGUUCCAACAUCGAAGACCAUACAGCAAAUUCACAUGUAAUUAUCGGAUUGGAGGAGUAUGCUUUGUAUGAAGUGAAGAUGCAAGCUUGCAAUGACGUAGGGUGUUCACCAUCAGGACCUACAGCUCUUGAGAGAACCAGGGAAGAUGUUCCUUCUUUUGGUCCCAUGAACGUAGAAGCUAAUGCGACAUCUUCAACAACCAUAGUGGUAAGAUGGGGUGACGUUCCGAAGGAACACCAAAAUGGUCUUAUAGAAGGUUUCAAAGUGUUUUAUGCUGCCGAAAAUAAGGCUCCAGUACAUCACAAACAAAUAGCGAGCAAUUCGACGUUCACUACCACAUUGACCGAACUGAAGAAAUUUGUGGUAUAUCACAUUCAAGUUCUAGGGUACACGAGGUUGGGAGAUGGUGAGCCCAGUGCACCUGCAGUUCGAGUCAGAACAUACGAAGAUGUUCCGGGAGCUCCAUCGAACGUUUCGUUCCCAGACGUAUCGUUGAGUUCAGCCCGUAUAAUUUGGGACGUUCCAGAAGAACCGAACGGCGAAAUUUUAGCCUACAAAGUAACCUACCAUCUGGACAACGUAAAAACGAACAAUAAGUUCUCGAAGGAGUUUCCACCUUCCGAAAGAACUUUUAGGUUUACUCAGUUAGAGCCGGAGAAGUACUACUUGUUUUCGGUGACAGCCCAAACUAGACUAGGAUGGGGAAAGACGGCGCAUGCGUCGGUUUAUACGACGAAUAACCGAGAUAUACCGCAACCGCCUUCUAUGCCACAGAUCAGUAAGAGCCAGAUCCAAAGCCAUCAUAUCACUUUCAGUUGGACAUCAGGUCGGGACGGUUUUGGUCCUCUCCGAUACUACACCGUCCAGAAGAUGGAGAAUUUAGGCCCAUGGCAAUCUUUACCUGAAAGAGUCGAUCCUCAACUUAAUUCAUAUACAGUUUCUGGUUUAAAACCGUUUACAUUGUAUCGGUUUCGAAUAAGAGCAACGAACGACAUCGGACCGAGUCAGUUCAGUCCAGAAUCGAUAGAAGUCCGUACCUAUCCAGCGGCUCCAAGCAAAGGAGUUAGUGGUUUAAAGGUCAUUCCCAUCACCACCACUAGCGUCGAGGUAUUCUGGGAAGCCAUCGAUGAGCAAUAUUGGUGUGGAGAUAGUAAAAGCGGCGGGUACCGAGUGGUAUUUCAACCUGUCUCCGAUUUUCCAACUGCUCUUCAGGCAACGCCUAAAGAAGAAGUUAUGGGUAUCAAUGCUAACAAAAUGGUCCUCACGGAACUUCUUCAAGACAGAAACUAUGAGAUAGUCGUGAUUCCAUUUAACGCACAAGGGGAAGGUCCUAUCAGUCCGCCGGUGACUGUGUAUGUGGGCGAAGCGGUACCAACUGGGGAACCACGAGGUCUUCAAGGCGAACCGGUAUCUUCUACUGAAGUUAGACUGAGGUGGAAACCACCACAACACCAGAUGCAGAAUGGGGAACUUCUAGGUUAUAAAAUAUUUUAUUUGGUUCUAAACUCUCCGCAAAAAUUGGACGAAGGCAAAAAAUGGGAAGAAGAAAUAGAAGUAGUGCCUGCAUCGACUACCACUCACAGCUUGGUGUUCCUCGACAAAUAUACCGAAUAUAAAAUUCAAGUAUUGGCGUUUAAUCCAGCCGGCGACGGACCCAGAUCUCAGCCGGUGCGAGUAAAAACGCUGCAAGAUUUGCCCAGUGCACCGACGAAUUUGACUUUCUUCGAAAUUACCAUGAACAGUUUGACCGUCUCGUGGGACCCACCCAGGAAGAGGAAUGGUGAUAUCGUUAGUUAUAUCGUUACGUAUGAAACGGCAGAAGAAAAUGAACGUUAUAGCAAGCAGGUGAAGCAAAAAGUAACGACGACCUAUCUCCAAGUUCCUAGCUUGGAGGAAGAAGUGACAUACACUUUUAAAGUGAAAGCACAGACUAUAGAUUACGGCCCUCCUAUUGCUAUUAACGUCACAACCGGACCACAAGAAGGUUCACCAAGUACACCGAAGGAACUUAGCCUGGUAAAAACGUUAACUAGUAUCGAGUUGAGGUGGUUCAAUGGAGCCACAGGCAAGGGGCCUAUAUUAGGGUACUACAUUGAAUCCAGGAAAAAAGACGACAUCAGGUGGCAAACAGUAGCAAAAACUACUAAUGGUCCUCUACAAGAGUUCACCGUACUCUACCAGAGCCUGUUACCUUCGACUUUGUACAAAUUUAGAGUAACCCCCUACAACAAAUUCGGAAUAAGCUACCCCGCAUAUUCCGACGAAUCAGUCCUGACUCCUUCGAAGCUCUAUAUGGAGUAUGGACUUCUGCAACUCACUCCGUUCUACAGACAGACCUGGUUCAUGGUCGCUUUGGCAGCUAUGUCCAUUAUCAUAAUUAUCAUGAUCAUAGCUAUAUUGUGUGUGAAAAGCAAAAGUUAUAAGUACAAACAAGAAGCUCAAAAAACCCUAGAAGAAUCCAUGGCGAUGUCGGUCGGCGAUCACCAGGACCUGGCGUUGGACUACUACCGUUCCCGCAACGGUAACGCCAGCACCAACAGCCUCUCCAAUCUCAACAAGAAGGGAACGUUGUCUCGGAAGCCCCCUUCUCACCAGCCGCCUCCGGUGGUAGGUAAAUCUCCUCCGAGGCCGUCUCCGGCCUCCGUGCCCUACAACUCUGACGAGGAGAGUUUAAAGGGCUACGACGAGAACCCGGACGAUAGUAGCGUCACCGAGAAACCUUCCGAAAUGAGUUCCUCCGAUUCUCAAGGUUCAGAGAGUGAGAACGAGAGCGUUCGAUCAGACCCCCACUCUUUCGUCAACCACUACGCCAACGUCAACGACACCUUACGACAAUCGUGGAAACGACAGAAACCCGUUCGGAACUAUUCGAGUUACACCGACUCGGAGCCCGAAGGCAGUGCCGUCGUCAGUCUGAACGGGGGCCAAAUCAUCAUGAACAACAUGGCGCGGUCGAGAGCGCCUCUGCCGGGUUUCUCGUCGUUUGUAUAAUAUAAGGAAUUUAUUAAGAGUAAAAGCGUGUGUCAUAAUAAAGCGGUAGAUGAAAAUUUGAUGAUAUUUUUGUAUAAUUUGGAAACGACGACACGCUUGUAGGAUUUUGACGUGAUAGGAAUGUUUUGUCGAUUCUAUUUAAGAUAGAAUCAAAACGUUUACUUAUUCUUAGUAGUAUUCUUAAUUUUUAUUUGUAGACCAGGGCAUUUAGCACUAAAAACGCCCAAAUAAAUCGAUUUUUAAAUACAGCUCAUAGAGACUUGCAACUUUUUGCAGUGUGUUCAGAAUGAUGUCAGGAAAAAAGUAUACUGUAGAAAAAUGGGCGGAAAUGCAUAAUUGAAUGGGUGAUUGGAAAAAGGAUAACAUUCCUGACAACCAUAUUUUUAGAAAAUUAAAAAGACAACUGUUUUGCUUUGAAGCCGCUAGAAGGCUGCCGGCGAUUUUAUCGUUUUUGCGCUCAGCUGAUAUCAGAUACAAAUAUUCAUAUAAUGGCUAUCUCAUUUGACCAAGUUAGAUAGCCAUUCUAUGAAUAUUUGUAUCUUACUGUAAUUCGUAAUUUUUUUGGAAUGUUAUCCUUUUUAAAAUCACCCAUUCAAUUGCAUUUUAAAAUGCAUUCAAAAGUGUAUAAACCUAUCAAAAUAAACAUAUUAAGGACCAAAUUUUGUUACUCGGGAUGUUUUUGAGAUCGCUAAACAUGACUACGCCAUCAGAACCGACCCACGGAGCACCUGGUGCCAAGAGUCACUGCAAAGGCACGUCAUCUGGAGAUUCGAGGGUUUUCGGCACUAACUUGAUGCAAACAGAUUACUUGGAGGUUCUUGGAGUCGCUGAACACGAAUACGCCAUUCGAACCGACCUCCGGAACACCUGGUGUUGUGUCACUGCUAAGACACGUCAUCAUCUGGAGUUUCGAGGGUUUUCGGUGUUAAAUUGAUGCAAACAGAUUUCUCGGUAAGGUUUUAGGGUUGCUGAAAACGAAUAUGCCAUCAGAACGACAACCUGAGCUCCUGGUGUCUAGGGGCACGUUAUCUUCUGGAGUUUCGAGUACUUUCGGCACUAAAUUGAUGUAAACAGACUACACGGAGGUUUUGGGAUGGCUGAAUACGAAUACACCAUCAGAACCGACUCCCGGAGCAUCUGGUGACCACGGUUAUGGAUAAGGAACGUCAUCUUUUGGAGUUUCCAAAGGUUUUUAGCACUGAAUUCAUGCAACUCGAUUACCAGGCGGUUUUUGGGUCGUUGAAUACGAAUACGUCAUCAGAACUAAUCCACUGACCACCUGGUGCCCAAGGUCACUGCUAAGGCAUGUUAUCUCCUGGAAUUUGGAGGGUUUUUGGGUGCCAGGUGCACCAGGAGUUGGAUCUGAAGGCGUAUUCUUGUUUAGCAACCCCAAAAACCUCCGAGUAAUCUGUCUGCAUCAAUUUUUCUGUCGAACCUGGGCACUAGGUGAUUCUGUGGUCGGUUCUGAUGGCGUAUUCGUCUUCAGCGGCCCAAAAAAUUCCGAGUAACAAAAUCUGACCCUUGAUACCCUUGCUUUGACCCGUUUAUGCACUUUUGGAUACUUUUUGUGCGCUUUAAAAUGCAAUUAUGUAUUUCCACCCAUUUUUGAAGUUAUUCUUCUUUAGGCGCGAUUGAGAGUACAAUUUCAUAAAUUGCGCGCAUGCGCACACAGACAGUAUGUAGUUCCUUGCUAAUCUUUCAAGGUAGGUAGGUAUGUAUGUAUCUGUAUCAGCGCAAAUAAGUCAUUAAAAGAAUAUAUUAGUCUUUUUAGUAAAUGUAUUAUUAAUUUAUUAUAAUUUUUGGAUUUGUCUUUCUCUGUAGUAAGAUAAUAAAAUAUUAUGUACCUAGGUAUAACAUUUUUAUACGUCUAUUUGUCACCGUGCUGUGUAUUUAUAUCCGAAACAUACGUGUCAGUUAAAAGAAGCUCCGUGGUGUAGUUGGUAGAGCGUUGGGUCAGAGAUUGGAAGGUCGCGGGUUCCAAUCCUGGACGAUUCAUAUAUUUUUUUAAUUUUUGGUUGUUUUAAUAAAAAUUUUUUGAAAGUGGUAGAUAAGAAAGUUUGUUUAAUAUUUAAAUAAAAUACAAAUAACCUGUUAAGUAUAUUUACUUCGUUGAAAUUAUAUAAUAGAAGAAUAACUUCUUACGUGCGUACAAAGUACACACACAUUCUUUUUUUCUAUAGUAGACUUAUUUAUGACAUCAUGCUGAAUACAAUGCAAACAGUUGCAAGUCUCUAGGUGCUGUAUUUAAAAACCGAUUUAUCUUGUGCUAAAUUCCAUGAUCUAUUGAUAAAUCUAAAUACUUUGUUGUCUAGACUUUAGUUUCAAAAACGUUUUUGUUGAUUUAAAAAGAAUUUCAUUAGUGUUUUUAUUACCUAUUGAAGGUAUAUUUAAGUAUAUACAUAAUAUGUAUUUACUUUUAUUUUGUAAUAUACAAUGAAUCAAAAGUAAUUUUAAAUAACGACUGACUGACUCUGUGGUUCAAAAUAUGUAAGCGUGUCGUGGUAAGUAGUAAGUUUGUACGAUUUGGUACAUUUUGACAUCUAUGCUUAUAGAUAUAUGAAUACGUAUUAAAUUUUUUUUUAUUUUACAAUAUUUUGUGGGUUGUCUAGGUCUGUAUGUCACGUGUCAAUGGAAAACCUACGUGGAAGAAGGAGGUAUGUGACAUUCUCUAAAAUUUUGAGUUUCCUAGUGAAUGAACGUGAUAGAUGGCUUCUCCAUCAUAUGAAACUUACACUGUACCUCUAAAAAGCUUUUUAGAGGUACAGGGUAAGUUUCAUAUGAUGGAGAAGUCACAUAUCACCUUCAUUCACUAGGCAACUCAAAAUUUUAGAUAAUGUCACAUACUUCCUUCUGCCACUUAGGUCUUCAAUUGUUUUCCCAUCGUUUCGGCCGGUUAUCGUUUCAGGUCAGUUGUGACUUGGUUCAUUUUAAUGGAGUCGCCAAUGUGUAGGGAAGUUAUCAACACAUGUGUGACCUAUUUAUCCAGGUGGAUAAGUAUGAUGUUGAAACUAGAUUGAUAUAUCAUAUUAGGUAGAAUUUUUGACGGGUUUUUUUAAAUUUUCAUUGUUUAUUAAUAUGAAUGGAGAAGCCUAUCUCAUUAUUCUCUCCUCAAAGAUAUAUAUUGGUGUCUUCAAUCUCCUUGCGUAUUUGGACUAUUUAAGCGUUUGUUCUUUCAUACAUUUUCAAUUUUUCCAGCAAUUAUACAUUUCUAGAUCACAUUUUAUACUGGUCUAGAAGGCCGUAGAGCUUCCUAAGUGUUCUUUAAUUGUUCUGGUGUUAAUCAGUUGAGCUUCUGUUUAUACUUUCCACAUUAAAUUGAGGUUGUAGCAUUUAUUUUGUCUAAAUUACGUUUUAUCUCUAUUAGCUUUCGUUAUGUUGUGUUAAAAAGAACAUAAAGUAUAUAUCUAAAUAGACAGUAUAUUUCUUUUCUGCCUGGAUGUCAGUAUGUACAAAUAGUAUAGACAAACAAUAUCUUUAGUAUCUUCUUACAAUGUGAUCUACUUAUUUAGUUUUUUUUUAGGUUUUAAAUAUGCGGUACUAGUGUAUAUAGGUAUGAGUGAAAAGAACACCGUUGAGUAGAAUGAGGUUAACAAAUACGAUUGCUAGAAUUUUCUGGGGUUUUUGUUUAUAUAUCUUUUAUAUUAUACAUAUUUUGAUAUAUUUACAUUUGCUUUUAUUUUAUUGCAUAUUGUCGCAGCGCUUUUAUAUCUGAAUAAGAUCUCAAUUCCAAUUGAAUUUUUUUGAUUUCAGUUAAAUUAAUUAAUUAAAACUUGAAUCAGAACUUUAUAGAGAUUUUGCACAUAGUUCUCUCUAGUACUACAAAAAAACUCGGUUAUUUAGACUGAAUUUGUGCUGAUAGCACCUACACAUUUCUCCGUUUAUAAAGAAUUGACAUAUACAUUACUUACUUCUUCUGUGAAGUACUACUUUUAACUAAUAGUUGAUAGUGGCAUCUACACAGGUUUCUUCGUGCAAACAACUGACAGAUACAGUACUUAUUUCUUGCGUUAAUUAGUACUUUUAGGAUCUCACAUCGACAGUUCUUAGACCCGAUGCAUUUUGUUAUUAAAAACUUGUGUAUUUCUCUCUACAAAAGCUGACACGUACAAUAUGUUUGUCUUCAGUCUGGUACUACUUUUACCAUUUUAUAUUAGCAUUCGCCAGGCACUCUUCAUUUUGGAACUAAGAUCUCUGUUAUUUACACUGAAUUUGUGCUGCUAUCACCUACAUAAUUCUCAUUAUCCAAAGAACUGACAGAUGCAGUACUUAUGAUAUCAUAGGGAUAGUCCCGAGAGACAAUCGAUGUUGGGACUAAAAACCUAUGUCUUUCUACACAGAACUUUGUUUUUAGUCCUGUACUACUUUUAGACUGCAUUUGCUCUAUGCAUUAUCAUAUACAGUUCGUAAAUCUUUCAGCUGGGCAUAGGUAAUAUACAUUGAGGCAAUUGUGGCAACUGCGCUAACCUGCGUUAGUUGGAGCUUCUGUUCGAGUACGAGUUUCUGGUGCAAAAGAGCUGUUAUAACGCAUAUAAUGAGUGAGUUUGGAAGCAAGGCCUCUAUAAAUAAAUCAAAUAUAAAGAUUAUGAUUAAUGAGUUAACAAUAAUUCUACUUUAAUUUUUAAAAUAUUUUUUAUUUAAAAACUAAUUUCAAAAUUAAACAGACAGUUUCCCCAUUGCCUCAGGCUAAUAAUAUUCAGCUACAUACAACAUACUACAUUGUCAUGUGUUGACGUUUAUUUGUGUCAACCAAAAUGAAUAUGUAAUUGUCAUUGAGAGAGCGCAGUUGCCACAAUUAACUCAAUCCCAGGCAACCAAAUAACGUUUAUAAAACGUUGAAAAAACGUCAUAAUUAUCACCAAACGACGUCAGUUUAUCACGUUUUUUCGACGUCGAAGAUCACGUGAAUAUGUCCCACCAUAAGCCACGUCAUUUUUAUCACGUUUUAAAUACGUCAUAUAAAAAACGUAGUUUUUACGUCGAUUUUGCGUCGUUUUUUAGAUUUAAUUUUCAUUUUAUGGUUUUAGAAAUACACAAUAAUUGAAUGGGUCCACUACAUGGUUUGUUUUUGAGAAGUCAAAGAAAAAGUUUUAUAUUGUGAUAAUGGUGAGUUUAUACAUUUUAAAGGUGAGUAAUACAGUAUGUAUUUAAAAACUGUAUUACUACCCUUAAAAUGUAUAAACUCACCAUCAUCACAAUAUUAAAACUUUUUCUUUGACUUCUCAAAAACAAACCAUGUGGCGUUUACAACGUUAUUCGGCAGGCCCAUUCAAUUAUUCGUAUGGGCAUUGUUAGUAUUGCAAUUUUUCCAUUUAAGUAAAACCAAAUGGAAGGCUUGUUAAAAUGCAUAGAAUUACAAUAUCCUCAAUGCAACAUAAUAUAACAUACAUAGGAUAUUCACUUUUUAUAUUAUAAGUAUUUACUGUGUCAAAAGUGAAACAACAUAUAAACUAAUAAAUCAUUUAUUAACAAAUUAAACAUUUAAGUCACAAUGUAAUAACAAACUUAAGUUUAAACCAUUUAAGUUAUAUAAUAUAUAUAAUUAUUAUAAUUAUACCACACACUUUAAAGGUACGAUUCCGACAACGACUGCAGAUGGCAGUUACAGUUGUCACCAUGA